CGGGCGCGGCGACUCGCAGGCGUCAGCAGGACGCGGAGGCGGAAGAUGGCGGCGGCGGCCGGGCGGCCGUGAGCGGGCGGCGGCGGCGGGGACGGCCCAUGGCUGCCGGGAGGCGCGCUCGGGGACCCGCGGACCGCUAAGGGCGCGACGCGGGACGGCAUGUCGGAGCACGCGGCGCCCGGGGCCCCGGCGCCCGGGCCUAACGGCGGCGGCGGCGGCGGCCCGGCCCCCGCGCGCGGGCCGCGCACCCCCAACCUGAACCCCAACCCACUCAUCAACGUGCGCGACCGGCUCUUCCACGCGCUCUUCUUCAAGAUGGCUGUCACCUAUUCGCGGCUCUUCCCGCCCGCCUUCCGCCGCCUCUUCGAGUUCUUCGUGUUGCUCAAGGCCCUGUUCGUGCUCUUCGUGCUGGCCUACAUCCACAUUGUCUUCUCGCGCUCGCCCAUCAACUGCCUGGAGCAUGUGCGCGACCGCUGGCCGCGGGAGGGCAUCCUGCGCGUGGAGGUGCAGCCCAACUCGAGCCGCGCGCCCGUCCUCCUGCAGUUCUGCGACGGCGGCGGCCUGGCUGCGGGCCUGGUGGAGGAGGAGGAGGAGGAGGAGGAGCUGACCAUGGAGAUGUUCGCCAACAGCUCCGUCAAGUUCGAGCUCGACAUCGAACCCAAGGUGUUGAAGCCGCCGGGCGGCGCCGCGGCCCUGAAUGACAGCCCGGAGUUCCCCUUCCCCGAGACGCCCUCGAAAGGGUGGCCGCAGGACGAGUACAUCGUGGAGUACUCGCUGGAGUACGGCUUCCUGCGGCUGUCACAGGCCACGCGGCAGCGGCUUAGCAUCCCCGUCAUGGUGGUCACCCUGGACCCCACGCGGGACCAAUGCUUCGGGGACCGCUUCAGCCGCCUGCUGCUGGCUGAGUUCCUGGGCUACGACGACAUCCUCAUGUCCAGCGUGAAGGGCCUGGCUGAGAACGAGGAGAACAAGGGCUUCCUGCGGAACGUGGUGUCGGGGGAGCAUUACCGCUUCGUGAGCAUGUGGAUGGCGCGCACCUCCUACCUGGCGGCCUUCGUCAUCAUGGUCAUCUUUACCCUGAGCGUGUCCAUGCUGCUCCGCUACUCCCACCACCAGAUCUUCGUCUUCAUUGUGGACCUGCUGCAGAUGCUGGAGAUGAACAUGGCCAUCGCCUUCCCCGCCGCGCCCCUGCUGACCGUCAUCCUGGCCCUCGUGGGGAUGGAGGCCAUCAUGUCCGAAUUCUUCAAUGACACCACCACGGCCUUCUACAUCAUCCUCAUCGUGUGGCUGGCUGACCAGUACGACGCCAUCUGCUGCCACACCAGCACCAGCAAGCGGCACUGGCUCCGGUUCUUCUACCUGUAUCACUUCGCCUUCUACGCCUACCACUACCGCUUCAACGGGCAGUACAGCAGCCUGGCCCUCGUCACCUCCUGGCUCUUCAUCCAGGUCAGGCCCGCCUCCCUGUGGGGGCUGCCCUCGGGCCGUUGCGGGUUCCAAGGGCCGGGUUCCGGCCCGGCCCCGCUGACCCGGCGCCCCCCGCAGCAUUCCAUGAUCUACUUCUUCCACCACUACGAGCUGCCCGCCAUCCUGCAGCAGGUGCGCAUCCAGGAGCUGCUCCUGCAGACGCCCCCGCUGGGCCCCGGCGCCCCCACCGCGCUGCCUGACGACCUCAACAACAACGGGGGCGCCCCGGCGGCCGCCCCCGACCCUGCAGGCCAGCCCGCCGCCCUGGGCCCUGGCUCGCCGGGUGGCGGUGCGAGCCCCGGGCCUGUGGCUGAGGCGCCCAGUUCCCUGGUGGCCGCGGCGGCCUCGGUGGCUGCGGCGGCCAGUGGCGACCUGGGCUGGAUGGCGGAGACGGCCGCCAUCAUCACGGACGCCUCCUUCCUGUCCGGCUUGAGCGCCUCCCUCUUGGAGCGGCGGACGGCCAGCUCGCUGAGCCCCGGCGGGGGGCUACCGCGGGCCCCCCAGAACGCUCCCCCUCCAAGUGACUCCCUAGCACCUGACACAGCCGCCCCGGCCACUGGAGUGGGUGGCUCCAGCCCCGAGGCUGUGGCCCCAGCAGAUGUGCCCUUGGACGUUGGCUCCUGAGCCCUGGGCGGCUGAACCUGUCCCUGGCCAUCCCGACUGGCCGGGCGUGACCUGGCUGGAGCCCUCCGGCUCGGGGGAGCUGUGCCCCGGGGCCCUGGGACCGCCCGGCCUGCCGCGGCUGGUGCUCGGGCCCACCAGGUUUGCCCAGAGGAGGGCUUCUCCCGAGUGUGGACUGUCCGAGGCUGCCCCUGCCGCUGCUGGUGGGCCCCAUGGGGAACAGACGCAGGCCGAUGAGCCGGGCAGGAGAGGGGGCAGGGCUCCAUGGAAGGUUCUGGAAGGGGGUGGUGGAAGGUCUGGAGUGAGCUGUGGGGCAGAGCAGGGGGAGCAGGGGUGGGGGCCCGCGCCGUCCCAGCCCGGCGGCUGGUGCUCCGUCGUGCGCAGUGCCUUUUCCCGGGCCCCUGCCCCGUGUGCGCGCCGGGCCGGAGGGGCGGCGGCCGCGCGCGUCUCUCGCGAGGGAGGCGGAAGGCGGUCAUUCCACUCUAUUUAAUUGCAGUGUACAAAAUUGUGUUUGUAUAUAGAAUAAACUGCUGACAGCGGCC
Molecule: messenger RNA, 2630 nt
Organism: Equus quagga
Lineage: Eukaryota; Metazoa; Chordata; Mammalia; Perissodactyla; Equidae
Gene: TMEM259
Product: transmembrane protein 259
Exons: 10
Coding region: 160-2091 (643 amino acids)
Biological process (GO): positive regulation of ERAD pathway; response to endoplasmic reticulum stress
Cellular component (GO): endoplasmic reticulum
Source: RefSeq, a predicted model, not a curated record